Messenger RNA from Coregonus clupeaformis (lake whitefish), 727 nucleotides. RefSeq names its product GMP reductase. Lineage: Eukaryota; Metazoa; Chordata; Actinopteri; Salmoniformes; Salmonidae. The transcript has 4 exons. Bases 152 to 709 code for a protein of 185 amino acids. The record is from RefSeq and is a predicted model, not a curated record. Gene Ontology annotation, molecular function: catalytic activity.
GUUAGCAUGCUAUAAAUACUUGGUGCAUCUGGAUAGGUUCAGGGUAGGCUAAUGUCUGGGUUUCAGCAGACCAGACCACAGGCUCUAUAUUGAUCUAGUGAUUUAUUGGACUGGGACAGGGAUUGGAACAUCCCUGAGGUGACAGGCCAUCAUGCCCAGGGUGGACGUGAAGCUGGACUUUAAAGAUGUCCUGUUCAGACCCAAGAGAAGCAGCCUUUACAGAUGUCCUGUUCAGACCCGAGAGAAGCAGCCUUUACAGAUGUCCUGUUCAGACCCGAGAGAAGCAGCCUUUAAAGAUGUCCUGUUCAGACCCGAGAGAAGCAGGUUAGAGGUGGACCUACAGAGGAUGUUCACAUUCCGUAAUUCCAAGCAGAGUUACCAUGGCAUCCCCAUCAUUGCUGCCAACAUGGACACCACGGGCACCGUUGAGAUGGCACACGUCCUCAGCAAGGAUGGCGGAUGCAGCUGUCCUGGCGAUGUGGCUAACGCAUUUGGCGCGGGAGCUGACUUUGUGAUGCUGGGGGCCACGCUGGCUGGCCACGACCAGUGUGCCGGAGAGGUAAUUAAGAAGAAUGGCAAAAAGAUCAAGCUGUUCUAUGGGAUGAGCUCUGACACGGCCAUGAAGAAAUAUGUAGGGGGAGUGGCAGAGUACCGGUACAAUAAUAAUAAUUUGGUGGGUGCUUAUAUCUGUCCUGUUUUACACAUGUGAAUUGGAAAUGUGUUUUUU